Messenger RNA from Botrytis fragariae, 753 nucleotides. RefSeq names its product putative btb poz domain containing protein. The record is from RefSeq and is a predicted model, not a curated record. Gene Ontology annotation, molecular function: protein binding. Bases 1 to 753 code for a protein of 250 amino acids. The transcript is spliced from 4 exons. NCBI's taxonomy places the organism in Eukaryota, Fungi, Ascomycota, Leotiomycetes, Helotiales, Sclerotiniaceae.
AUGAUCAGACAUAACUGUUACUACCGCAAUGAAGAAAUUCAUAAUCGCCUUGGCAACGAAUUGGUCCAGAUCAUUGUUGGUCCCGAGCUCAAAGAGUUCUUUGCGCAUAAAACUCUCAUCAGAUCAACCUGCGACUUCUUUGAUAAAGCCUUUAAUGGAAGGUUCAAGGAAGGUAUUGAAAACAAGAUGCUUCUUCCCGAGGAUGAUCCGGAAGUUUUCGAAAUCUUCGUCAACUGGAUGUAUUCCGAGCAUCUCAGAGGGGGAUCCAAAGAGCCCAUGCUGAUCAUUAAUAUCUGGAUUUUUGCCCAAAAGUGUCAAGCUAUAACCUUGAAAAACUGCGCCAUGAAUGCUCUACAAGAUGCGCUUGGCGAUGAAAUAAUAAAAUACAACGUGGGGGAUGAGUUCCGAGUAUUUGCGGUCGCGAUGUUGGCGUGGGAGAUUCCGUUUGGAGAUCCAGAAGAUGUUGCUAACUUGGAGAGUAUAUUCAACGACGUUAAUGGCUCAUUUGAAGACGUUUUAGAAUUCACACAAGAUCUUGGAGGGAAGCCUGUUGCUGAUCCAAGAGUUCGCGGCGGUCGUUGUGAUAACUGUGCGUUUUACGAGCAUAACUAUAACGAUGAGCUCGAAUGUAUUAACACACGUGUAUCAACACUGCCAACUGACAGAACUUUAGAAAAUGCUUUACAAAUCAACGAACAAUCUUCGGGCAUUGUUGCAGGUACUCGGCCCUUGGGCACAUCACGAUUCUACUAA